Molecule: messenger RNA, 1542 nt
Organism: Brassica napus (rape)
Lineage: Eukaryota; Viridiplantae; Streptophyta; Magnoliopsida; Brassicales; Brassicaceae
Product: probable purine permease 16
Exons: 1
Coding region: 210-1343 (377 amino acids)
Cellular component (GO): membrane
Molecular function (GO): purine nucleoside transmembrane transporter activity
Source: RefSeq, a predicted model, not a curated record
AAUAAUUGAUUCAUUAGAAAAGUAAUGGGAAUCAUACCUACUCAAAGCAACGUUGAGUCAAAAGCAUGACCAUUUCGUGACUAAUACUUAAAAUAUCUUCUUUCUCUUUGCAGAUUGAUAUGUGUGUGUCUGCACGUUAACCAAUCAUGGGAAUAAGCUCCAACCCUUAAGCAUUUGAAGAAGUCAAGAACAAGAAGAAGAAGAGACUCAUGGAAGAGCUUCAAGAUCCUGAACGAGGAGGCGAGAUUCGAACCCUCGAAGUCAAGCAACGCAAAUGGUGGAUCUCAGUUUUCUUCUGCGGUUUCUUGAUCUUCACCGGAGACUCUCUCGUCAUGCUUCUCUUGAACUUCUACUACGUCCAAGACAAACGAUCAGAGAGUGAUCAAAACCGACAGUACAGAGGAACAUGGACGCAAGCUCUGCUCCAAAACGCUGCGUUCCCGAUCCUGAUCCCACUCUUCUUCCUAUUCCCUUCACCAAAACAAAAAACAGAACCAGUCUCUUCUGAUCCUCCUCCCUUUCUUCGUGUUCUCUCCCUAUACGUUUCUCUCGGUGUUCUUGUUUCCGUUCACAGCAAGUUAUACGCGCUGGCGAAACUAUACGUAGGUUGGGGUAUCUUGGUAUCAACGCAGCUGAUACUCACCUCCUUAUUCUCAGCUUUUAUAAACCGUCUCAAGUUCAACAGAUGGAUCAUCGUAUCGAUAACCUUCACUCUUGCGGCAGACUUCUUCGGCUCCCCUGCGUUUUCUGGAGCUCCUGACGAAGAUGAAUCUUAUACUUACGGCAUCAAGGCUUGGCUGAUACUCAUAUUCCCUACUCUCGCCUUCUCCUUGUCUCUUUCCCUAAUGCAGCUCGGGUUCGAGAAAGUUUUGGUGAAGACAAAGAGGUAUGGUGACAAGAAGGUGUUCCGGAUGGUGUUGGAGAUGCAAAUCGUUGUUUCCUUUAUAGCUGCACUCAUUUGCCUUGUGGGUUUGUUUGCGAGUGGUGAGUUUAAGGAGUUAAAGGGAGAUAGCGUGAGGUUUAAGAAAGGGGAAGGUUAUUAUGGUCUGAGUUUGGUCGGGCUAGCUAUCUCUUGGCAGGUUUGGGCGGUGGGGCUGUUAGGUCUUGUGCUCUUGGUGUCUGGUGUAUUCGCUGAUGUUGUUCAUAUGUGUGCUUCACCGGUUGUGGCUUUGCUUGUUGUGUUGGCUUUUGAUUUUAAGGAUGAUGAGUUUGGUUGGCAGAGAAGAGGUGCUUUGCUAGGAUCAGUCUUGGCUCUAGCUUCUUACUCUUAUUCACUGUAUAAAACAAAGAAGAAGGAUGUCGCAGAACUGAACAAAAGAGAGCUCAACAAUAGUGAAGCUUAGUUUCUCUGCUUUUGCCUACAAUAUAUGUAUAGAUGAUACUCUUAUUACUUUAUGUGUCAUGCAGAUACAGAUACUUUGUUUGUCUAGCAAGUGUCCUUGAAUGAUUUAAACGUUGUAUGCAUCCAAAUGAGAGACUAAAUACAUCCCUGAUGACUAUAUCUAUCUCAAUAACAGCUAUAAGUAAGACCCUCUUGCAGCA